This is a messenger RNA of Closterium sp. Naga37s-1, 546 nucleotides long. Lineage: Eukaryota; Viridiplantae; Streptophyta; Zygnematophyceae; Desmidiales; Closteriaceae. The record is from the annotation of a GenBank genome assembly.
AUGAACGUAAAAAAGACAAGCCUCGCUGUUGUGAUGCCAUCUCCAUGCCUUCACCAGCAUCCGCCUUUCCUCUCCUCCUCCCUGCUUUGCAUCUUUGGAGUGCUCAUCCUCGUGGUGCUCACUGGACGUGCUCUCACUGCUGAGACUGCCAAGGGCUUUGGAGUGCUCAUCCUCGUGGUGCUCACUGGACGUGCUCUCACUGCUGAGGCUGAAGCGGGGAGCAUGCACAUCCUACCUUGGGUGGACGAGUGUCUGUCAAAGGGGGAUGUGGCGGGCCUCAAGAUCAACGCCAGCAUGGACGUCCCAGAUGACCUGCUGCUGUGCCUCACUCGCCUCGCACUCACCUGCACGGUGGCACGCACAGCAAGCCGGCCAACCAUGGGAAGCGUUGCCAAUGAGCUGCAGGCGGUUAGGAACGAAGUGGGGGGGAAGGAGGAGGUGCGCGCAGCCAAGAAGGUGGAUGAGGAGGAUGAAGAGAGGAACAGUGUAGUUAAGGAACAGCCAAGCCUAACGGAAGAAUUGAACCUCAUUGGAUUACGUGCGUGA